Messenger RNA from Pyricularia oryzae 70-15, 999 nucleotides. RefSeq lists its product as uncharacterized. The transcript has a single exon. NCBI's taxonomy places the organism in Eukaryota, Fungi, Ascomycota, Sordariomycetes, Magnaporthales, Pyriculariaceae. The coding region runs from base 1 to 999 and encodes 332 amino acids. The record is from RefSeq and is a predicted model, not a curated record.
AUGUCCACCACAACCACAAUGACCGUCCAACCAGCCCUCAAGGUCGACGGCACAGACCCGACCUUUGGUGACUGGCGGGAUGACCUGGUCCGCGACGGCUACGCAGUGAUCAAGGGGGCGGUGCCGCGGGAGAACGCACUCAAGUACGCAGACAAGAUGCUUGGGCUGGUCGAGUCCUUUGGUCUGGGCUACGACCGCAAAGACCCCUCGACGGUGCACCCGGACAAGCUCCCGGUGAUCAACGAGAAGGGCAUGCUGCUCAACUACGCAGCGCCGCACGAGGACUUUGUGUGGGCGAUCCGGUCGGAGCGGGGCGUGGUCGAGGCGUUUGAGCAGGUCUACGGGACCGAGGACCUGCUGGUCAGCUUCGACGCCAUCAACUACGGCUUCGCGAACCGCGACAACCUCCCGGCCAACAAGCCCUGGCCGCACCAGGACCAGGACCCGGAGAAGCCCGGCUUCAGGUGCCUGCAGGGCCUGGUGAACCUGCACCCCAACGGGCCGGACGACGGCGGCCUGAUUGUGUGCAGGGGCGGCCACCUGAUGAGCGAGGCGUUCCACGAGGCCAUGAAGGACGAGGAGCGCAUCCCGGCCUGGACGAGGGAGUGGUACGGCUUCACGGAGGCCGGGAUGAAGUGGCUGGCCGACAACGGCGGCGAGUGGAUCAAGCCGACGGCGGAGCCCGGCGACCUGCUGGUCUGGGACAGCCGCACGCCGCACUUCAACGUGCCGCCGAGCCGGCAGAGCGUCGACCGCCUGGCCGUCUACACCUGCUUCAUGCCCGUCUCGCACGCCACGCAGGAGGACCUGGUCCGCAAGAAGGACGCGUUCGAGAGGAGGGUGGGCACCACGCACUGGCCCAACGCGAGGCACGUCGGCUCCAACGAGGCCAAGAGGAACGGGCAGCCCGACGCGGUCCAAAGGGAUAGGCCGCUGAACGAGCCGGUGCUCAGCGAGCGGGCGUUUAAGCUGACGGGCAUUCCGUACAUCAAGGCGUAG